Messenger RNA from Mauremys reevesii (Reeves's turtle), 1471 nucleotides. It is a transcript of the gene SARAF, whose product is annotated as store-operated calcium entry associated regulatory factor. The coding region runs from base 16 to 1110 and encodes 364 amino acids. NCBI's taxonomy places the organism in Eukaryota, Metazoa, Chordata, Testudines, Geoemydidae. Gene Ontology annotation, biological process: regulation of store-operated calcium entry. Gene Ontology annotation, cellular component: endoplasmic reticulum membrane. The record is from RefSeq and is a predicted model, not a curated record. The transcript has 6 exons.
CGAGGGUCUCCGCCCAUGUUCUGGGCUGUGACCAGAACGCAGCAGGGAUGCGCGAGCGAGCGCCGCUCAACAAUCACCAGCCAAUCAGAGGGCGCGGCUUGCAGGCGCGUGCGCAGUAGCGGGAGCUGUCGGCGCCGGGUGGCCGCGAGCUGUAGCCGCCGGAUGUGCCCUGUAAUCGUCAUGGCGGCCGGCGGGCGGGUCCUGCUCGUGUCCCUGCUGCUGCUCCUGAGCGGGCCGGGGCUUGCGCGGGGCUGGGACCAGCCGGGGAGAGUUUUGUUGCGGGAGGUCCAAGCUCUCACUUUCUACAGAGAUCAAUAUACUACUUCUCGGCGGACAUCUCCAAUUCCCCAGUUACAAUGUACUGGAGGCACAGCUGGAUGUGCAUACGUUCCCAUGGUUGUUCAGUGUCAUAACAAAGGCUGGGAUGGCUUUGACAUACAGUGGGAGUGUAAGGCAGACUUGGACAACUCCUAUCGCUUUGGAAGAAUCGAAGUGAGCUGUGAAGGCUAUGAUUAUCCAGAUGACCCUUACAUCUUAAGGGGAUCUUGUGGUUUGCAGUAUGGGUUAGAGUUAACUGAGGAAGGCCAAAGAAAAGCGAACAACUUUGGUGGAAGCUUUGGCUCCAGCUAUUACCAGUCAAGUAAAGUGAAUUCUCAGGAUUCCUCUAACUCUUUUGCUGGAGUGAUUGUCGUAAUAGUACUUCUGCUCCUUGCUUAUGGAUGUUACAAGCUAUUCCUCGGUAAUCAGCUGCCUCAACAGGAUUUCUCUAAUGGUGAUGGAUACUCUGGGACAUCUUGGCAGAAUACUCAGACACCACCUCCUCCUGGUUUUAAAUCCAGCUUCACAGGAGCUGGUGGUUUUGGUGGCAGUUCCAGUUCUGAGGCCAAUUUAGGACGAGGGUUUUGGACUGGACUCGGAACAGGAGGCCUACUAGGAUACUUGGCUGGUAGUCAGAGGUCACAACCACAUUCCUCAUAUUUUCCUAAUGUCAAUCCAUACGCCGGUCCUACCACUCCUCCUCCUCCAAGCAGAAAUUCAAGUGGCUUUACGGGGCCUCAUCCCUCAGGGACAAGAACUGCUUCUGGCUUUGGAGGCACAAAAAGGAGAUGAUGUUCUUAGUUUCCUGGCACGGUUGCAGUUAAAUACACUCUUCCUCCCUGCAUUUUAGUGCCUUCUUUUUAAAAUAUGGAGCUUCAGUUUUAAAAACUAUUGAAAUCCUUCUCCAGAGGACUUAUAGGCUGGGUGUUGAGUUAGAGUUUAUUUAUAAGAUGUUCCUUGGGUUUAGAUGUCGUAGAUGUUAUGCUUUGGAUAUCUGUUUUGAAAAGAAAAUGGAGAUAAGAUCAGUGAGCAGAUACUGCUCUUGGUGGUAAGAACAGUUUUUUUUGAUGUGUUCAGAUUAAAGUCUGUAUGACUGUGUGGAGAGGAAUGAAUGAAUAAAUAUAGGCAAUGAGUUUUUCAUAGCCCUAACAGA